AUGCUGGAUAACACUGACUAUGCCUUUCCUGCGGGUGAUGAAAGUGAUGGAAGUAGUGAUGAAUGGGAUGUUGGGUAUACUACUGAUAGCAAGAAACUCGACCCUGAGGCGAUAUUGGCCCCUGAGGACAAUGUGUCCCUUCUGAAAAGGGCCAUUACAGCAGGGGACGUCGAUCUUGUGCGGCAGUUACUGGACAAUGGUAUGGACGUGGAGACACGUCUGGGCUUUGAGUGGACUCCUCUCAUGUGUGCUGUCCAUGUUGGUCGCUGUGAUCUGGCCGAGCUGCUGCUGGAACGUGGAGCCAGUGCCAACUUCAGCAGAGAUCAUUAUACCGUGCUAAUGGCAGCUUGCACUGCAAUUUCUGCCACUGAAGAGAACAUCAGCAAGUGUGUGGCUCUCUUGCUGAGCCGCAAUGCUGACCCAAACGUCUACAGCAGGAGUCGCAUGACGUGUCUCAUGCUGGCUGCCAGGGAUGGUUACUCUCAGGUGAUCAAUCUGCUGGUGUCUCAUGGAGCAGAGCUGAACUUUCAGGAUGACGGCGGCCACACGGCGCUCAUGUUAGCUGUGCAGUACGGGCAUGAAGCUGCAGUUCUAAAACUACUACAGCUCGGAGCUGACAAGUCCAUUAAAAGCAAGACAGGGAAUACAGCUGCUGACCUGGCCAAAUCAUUCAAACACCUGCAGAUCUGCAGGAUUCUCGACUCUCCAAGUGACUUCAUUGUUAAUGGUGCACUGCCCUCCAAAGCCGAAACAGUGUUAAAAUUUCUCAACCGAAACCCUGAACCUCUAUCAGUCUCAAAGGAGAGUUCUACUAAACUAUGUGAUAUAGAACUACUACUACACGGGCUGAAUCUGGAGUAUCUCUCCGAUAUCAUGAUGGGAAAUGACAUCACCUGGAGCCACUUGUUGACAAUGGAAAAAGAAGACUUGGAAAAGAUUGGAGUAACAGACCCUGGAGACCAAAAGAAACUUCUUAAAGCAAUUCAUGAGAUUCACCUUGACAGAGUGGAUCUGGACACCUUGACCCAGCUUGACAACAUAGACAGUGGGAGUGAGGAGCUAUAUAAUUUUUUGAUCAGCCUGAGGCAACAGUGUUGUUACUUAACCGAGACGGUGCAGGAUGUCAUUAGCAGGUUCCCCCACAGCACCUCACAGCUAGUUCUGACGUGGGAUCCAAAGAAGGAGGCUCAGGCCAUAUGCACAGAGCUAGUGGCUCAGACCGGAGACCUGCAGAAAGAAGUGGUCUGUCUCAGGGACCUCCUCAGCAAGAUGGAUCCCAGUGAUUACACCUUCAAUCCUCCUUUGCCUCGUUCCCACACCAGCAGGAGGAGACGAGUUAUAAAGAAGCUUGCAGUGGCUGUGCUUGGAGCAGGAUUGCUACUGCUGUUGUCUCAAGCAAGACACUUCAAAACCUACAUCUGA
This is a messenger RNA of Neoarius graeffei (lesser salmon catfish), 1422 nucleotides long. RefSeq names its product ankyrin repeat, SAM and basic leucine zipper domain containing 1 (gene asz1). The transcript has 13 exons. The coding region runs from base 1 to 1422 and encodes 473 amino acids. Gene Ontology annotation, biological process: piRNA processing. Gene Ontology annotation, molecular function: protein binding. Gene Ontology annotation, cellular component: pi-body. The record is from RefSeq and is a predicted model, not a curated record. Lineage: Eukaryota; Metazoa; Chordata; Actinopteri; Siluriformes; Ariidae.